GUCAAAAGUGAAUUCAAGUGUAAAUAUUUACUUUUUAAAUAUUUAUUUUGAAAGAAAUUUAUAAAUUUACUGAACUAUCUGCAAUCACAAAGAUAUAUUUUCAUUAAAGAAGACACAAGAGUUGAAAAAUGUCUUCACCACGCCCGAAAUCGCCUCGCACUCCUGUUUUACCUAAAAAGGAAGACAAGGAAGAAUCUAUUUGGGAUAAACUUGGUACAAUUGGACGUAAAAAACGUAUUAAGGAAGUGCAAGAGGUUCAAGCAGAAGGCAAGCAUGCUAUUGAUUCACCCGGCAGUCCAACUGCGCCAGAAAUACCUCCAGAGGAAUACAGCUUGCUUGACAAUGAAGAAAGAGCAAUCAUAGAACCCAAGUCUUUAGAAGAUCCAAGGGUCAAGGAAUUGAUCCAGGUGCUUAUAGAUUGGAUCAAUGAUGAACUUGCCAUGCAAAGGAUUAUUGUUAAAGAAAUUGGUGAGGAUCUAUAUGAUGGUCAAGUUCUACAAAAACUGUUAGAAAAAUUGACAGUAACCAAACUUGAUGUACCAGAGGUAACACAAUCAGAAGAGGGACAGAGACAAAAGUUAGCUAUUGUUCUAAGAGCUGUAAAUAAGGUGCUGUUUGGAUCUACAAAACCCGCCCAGAAGUGGAGUGUAGAUUCCAUACAUUCAAAGAGUGUUGUAUCCAUUUUGCACUUACUAGUUGCAUUGGCUCGUCAUUUCCGGGCUCCUGUUCGACUUCCAGAGAAUGUAAAAGUUGCAGUGCUUGUUGUUAAAAAGGAAACCAGCCCAGGAAUGCAGCUUUCUCAUAGAAGUUUUAUGGAGGACAUCACAACCACAUAUGAUGAUUUGGGUAUGAAAUGUGAAAGAGAUGCAUUUGAUGCUUUGUUUGAUCAUGCACCUGAAAAAUUACAAGUUGUCAAAAAGUCCCUCAUAACUUUUGUUAACAAACAUCUAAGCAAGGUAUAUCUGGAAGUGACAGAUUUAGAUACUCAGUUCCAUGACGGUGUUUACCUUUGCCUUCUGAUGGGUCUGUUGGAAGGGUUUUUUGUCCCACUUUAUGAUUUCCAUCUCACUCCACAAGAUUUUGAUCAAAAAGUGCACAAUGUUUCAUUUGCUUUUGAAUUGAUGCAGGAUGUGGGACUUGCGAAGCCUAAAGCUAGACCUGAAGAUAUUGUGAAUCUGGAUCUCAAGUCAACACUGCGAGUUCUUUACAAUCUGUUUACAAAAUACAAAAAUUUGCCAUAGGAAUUUAUUUCCACAUGAGUUUUUACUUUACUUAGGUAGUUACUUUUUAAAUAACAAAACAUAUUAUUAAUUUAAUUGUAUUCAAAUAAUUUUAACUAAUUGUGCCUUAUACUUAAAUAAUAUAA
This is a messenger RNA of Achroia grisella, 1366 nucleotides long. It is a transcript of the gene parvin, whose product is annotated as beta-parvin. The transcript is spliced from 8 exons. Lineage: Eukaryota; Metazoa; Arthropoda; Insecta; Lepidoptera; Pyralidae. Gene Ontology annotation, biological process: substrate adhesion-dependent cell spreading; actin cytoskeleton organization; establishment or maintenance of cell polarity. Gene Ontology annotation, cellular component: cytoplasm; actin cytoskeleton; focal adhesion. The coding region runs from base 129 to 1241 and encodes 370 amino acids. Gene Ontology annotation, molecular function: actin binding. The record is from RefSeq and is a predicted model, not a curated record.